Messenger RNA from Patiria miniata (bat star), 5873 nucleotides. RefSeq lists its product as uncharacterized. Gene Ontology annotation, cellular component: acetylcholine-gated channel complex. The coding region runs from base 765 to 1772 and encodes 335 amino acids. Lineage: Eukaryota; Metazoa; Echinodermata; Asteroidea; Valvatida; Asterinidae. The transcript is spliced from 4 exons. The record is from RefSeq and is a predicted model, not a curated record.
GCUAUCGGACUUCAGAGGAGACUGCAUUGUCAGUGUCCAUCAUAGGUGCGGGUAUUGUUAGUUGUAGGCUUGGCUGGCCAAGCAUUCAUCUCAACUAUGCCAGCAGCAAUCCACAGUUACGCACAACUGCAACAGAUGGAAUGGCCAGCAUUGUAAAACUACUAGCACAAUGCCGAGGAAAGUUCAAGGCGACAACGCGGAAGCAGUCCACCACCGUUGUGAUGGGAAAUCACACAAAACAGCCAUUUUGGGGUAUCACUAUGGGCUUUUCACUGCACAGUCUGCAACAGUAUGCUGGCUGUUGGCAAUGAGCGCCUGAAAUACCCAACGGUGUUCUGGCUGAAGUAGCAUCGCAUCGCUGGCACGGAUCAAUGGGUGGAAAUAGUGUGAUUUAUAUGACAGGUUUGACUCAAGAAGAGCACACAAUACGCUACGUCUGUUACUGAUGACAGGAGUUAGGAUAAUGCGUGUAUGGUCCGUUUGGAAUCAAGUAAUCACCGUUGUCUGCCAAAUUGAAAGUGGAGUACAAGCUGUUUAGGCCUGUGUCGUCAUCGCUGUUACCAUGUGAAUACAUUUGAAAGCUAUCUUAUAACACAAGGAAUGAAUUGGAUAUCGACAAGAAAGACAUUUGUAGCAGGUUGUUAUCUUCGAAAUCAUGUUUUGGUGAGGCUUUACAACCUGGAACCAAAGGGGUCAUUUUUCGGAUCGGACGUAGGGCCAAGCCUGACUCAUUUUUCUCGCCCCUAGUCUCCGUGUGUUCUGCUAUGCCACACUGUGCCAGCCCUACUCCACAUGCCUUCGGCCCGGUGCUGGUGUGUUUCCUAGCAGUCAUACUUGUUCUAAGUGCCCUUCCCCGAUUCGCAAGCUGCUCUAGUAGCUCUACAUCGGGCUGGCUGGCCUCCGACUUUCCGGACCCACGAGUGAACCCACCCGGAGAUUGCGGGUUUACAUCGGGCGAGUUUGCCUGGGUGACGCCCGCUGCCGACCCCGCUAACGCCACCAAUUGGGUAUGCGAUCCGGACCGUGUACUGUCGCUUGACGAAGCACUUUCACUGGCUAACUACCUGAACAGUCUUUCCCACCAGUCUCCCUGUGACUGCGAGGCGGUAGAGUGCCCCGGAAGUGACGUCACACCGACGGGCUAUCUGAUUGGUGUAGCACUAGUCGAUCGCUUGAACAUCGAAGGGAUGACGUUUGAGCCGCUCAACGUGAAAGCUGCCAAUUUCGCCAAAGCGACGAGGGCGAAAUGGUUCUCUGGUCUGGGCUGCGACGACAAUGCACUGGUAUUUUAUUCCAGAUUCUCCAAUGAGCUGUACAUAUCCAUCGGGGAGACGGUGGAGGGGGUGGUUUCCGACCUGGAAUUGGCCAGUCUGUACCGCCUGGGGGAGCAGUAUUUGACGGUGGAUGACUCCUCCUCGUCGUCGCAGCGCGGGGCGGGUGAUGAGGGCCAGACGACCCCUAGCAGCUCGGCCGUGACCCACGAUGGCUUGGUGGCUGUGGUCAGCAAUCUCAACGAGGCCAUCCUGAACGGACCCAGCAUCAGCUCAGAUAUCAUCUUCGCCUUCUCCAUCCCCUUGUUACUGCUAGUCGUGCUGACCGUCAUGUGCCUGGUCUCAAAUAUUUGCUGUGCUCAAGACAUAUCGGUGCCAGAGCCAUCAGUGAGUCGGAGGAGUAGAACUGAGGUGGAUGCCAAGUCCGAGAAUGAGGAGGAUGCCAAGUCCGAGAAUGAGGAGGACGCCAAGUCCGAGAAUGAGGAGGAGACGAGCAGGUGAUAAGGACGGGAGAGAUGCUCAACUACCCGAUCGGCAAGACAAUGGAUUUGUGAACCUCUGUUUGUUAAGGCAACAUUUGAGCAGUGUAGAAUGGCCAAGAAGAUUUUUGAUAUAAAUCAGGAAGCCUUUGGAGGCCAUUGGCGUUGCUGUUCCCCUUUGAAACCGUUUCCAUGACAACAAAUGUGUCUUCGGCAAAAGUGAUUAACUUAAUUCGGCCAAAUCUGUCGGCCUUGAGUCGCAAAUUCAAUGUUCCCAGUGUGUCACUGUGGUACCCAUGCGCAGUCACUGCUCAGUCAUCGUGUAUCGCCUUCGAACAUGUCUCAAUACUCAGUAAUUAUAAAUGGCAUCUUUUGAUAUUCAAACAGAAAGCAGGUGUUUUCCAUAAUUUAUGCCUUUCCUGAACUCAAAGGUUGUUCACUUUAUAAUUGGAAAUUCCAACGCUGAACUGACUGGCAUGUAUUGAAUUUUGGGCAUUUGAUUGUGCAAUUAAUUAAAAAGAUGCACGUCAACUUUAAACAGUUUGAAAUUGGUAAAGAAAUUGUUAUUAAAAGAUCCUUUCCAAAGUUUCUAGCUGUGAAGUUGCACUCUUCCGAAAUUAAACACUGUACAUGGCUUCUUUACGGGAUCUCACUUUGUCACUUCUAUACACUAUAAAUGCAUUAAACCACACGGCACACUUUGCAUUUGAUAUAAUUAUUGUAUGUGUCAAUUUCAAUUACUUGGCGCCAAUCCAGUAAUACAUCACCCAACUGUUUCGUGACAUUUUCAUAUAAUUAUUGAGCCUCAUACUCUCGCAGCCGUAAAGCUAGAUACACAUAUCUCGUUACCUACAUUAUUGUAUUUAUUCCGAAGUGUUAUACUUGUAUAUGCAAAUGUAAUAUUUUUUGGAGAAAGGUUUAUAAUGGGCAUAUUUUUAUACAUUAUUUUGUAGGGUAUACUUCAGAUAAACAUACGAUCAUUAUGUGAGCCCGCGAAAACAGUUCGCCGACGUCAUGCCUGCAUGGAUAACUUUUUUACAUUUGGUUUUCACAGUGAAGUGUUUGCGUUGUAAAAAUAAUAGCAUAUCAUUACUUUGGCUUGCUUGUACAUAUUAUAUAGCUUGUAAAUAUUAUUUUAGCCAAAUAUGUCUUGUUAAUGUGUUAUAAUGGUGAUAUAUUUUGUUACUCGUCGAUUCACCUUUUUCAAAUUGAGAUCUCGUGCACCACAUUAUUAAACACUGCUACGUUUGAUAUUGCUUUAAUUGUCUUGUGUUUUCGACGUUAGUCAUAAAAAUGCAGUUUAUGUGUUAUAUUACAUGCAGGUUGUUGAGCGUCUUAGCAUUAAGUUAGAAUAAUGAAAUAUGCAACUUAUACUUUGUACAUUUAGAAGUGUCGAUUAUUUUUUGUUCAUGUUAUUUGAAAAAGUCAUCUUAUAGGUUUCCCAUUAACCUUUUGAAACUCUCAUAAAACAACAACAGAGAUCGCCCAUAUUAAAAAGUCAGAGUUGCGUCAGAUAUAUAAUAUUCGUGGAAACAGACUUCUCCAUUUGGCAUUGCCAACUAAAUUUUGAUAUAAUCUGCAUCAUUGUUAAAUUUUGGAGUGAAUGAACCACCAUAUCCUGUCUCAGUUACAUAGCUUUUACGAAGUUUUCUUCCAAUAUUUCCAAUAUAUCCAAGUUAUUUCUUUUGCUUUUGAUUGUACUUAGUGAAAUCUGAUUUCUUAAAUACAUUUUACUGACCUAACUUUCUGUAAUUAUCUGAAAUCAAUUGCGAGGAUGAGGUUGGUAGACCACGUGACCAGUUAACUUUAUGGUUUUGAGCGAUCGAUUGGUGGGGUAAAAUGAACAUAAUGCAUGCAAACUCAUGGAACAGCCGUGUAAAUAAUAUUAUGCCCGAAAUUGCAUACACUGGCCAAAUCACGAAUUUUAUACGGUCAGUUAUUUUCUUUUAAUAGAGAGAUUUGUGGCCCCUACACUUCAGGGGUGGUAAAAUUGAAGUGUCCCAAAUGCAAACCGGUCUUUGAAUUUUUUUCUGAGAAAUUGGGGAUGAAAUCGGACCCGAACGUCGCUCUAUUUUGCGAUAUAGUGCAGGGAUCAUUUUUCAAAAUGGCGAUAGUCUUUAGGAAUGCAUUUUGGGUGUGAUAAUCUUUUUGGAGGGAAACUUGAAAGUGGAUACAUUAAUUUGGAGUAAGUGUCUUGCUUACCUGAUAGAGGUAAUAGAGCUAGUAGUGAGUAUUUCCCCCAAUUUUUAGUGGUUGGGGUAUUUACCAUCAAUUACUCGUCUGCACCUACAAGAAACCGAGAUAUACCACUGCCAUUUUUUAAUCUCAUGGGGAUCCUUUUAUUCCUCGGGGAAGGACCACUCAUCAUUGUGUAAGGCAGUUUAGCGGACUUUUUUUGGCCGGAAAACGUUAGUCUUGAUUGGCAGAAACAGCUACGGUAUACACAAAUACUUCUCUGGGUUAAACAAUACCAGAAAGUUGAACUUCUUUUUAUAUGACACAAUUUUCCUUUGAAUGUGUACGUCAUGUUGUCAUACUACAACAGACCAACGAUAUUGUCAACCUCAUGGGAUAAUCUGUCUGUUCACAGAAUGGAAUUUUUUUUAGAAAGUAUUUGUCGAAUUUCCAUAUUUUCUACAACCAUCUGUUCCUUUUCACUUCUUCUCGAUAAUUACAUUUUGUCAAGCCAAAGGAUAAUUAGUGAUAACUAAUUUCUUUAACCGCCUCGGAACGUGCCUUGGAAUGUUCGUUUCAUCUUAAUCAAAUGGAAAAUCGGCCUUUUCAAAAUGUAUUUAUUUAUUGUCUCUCAUGUUACGUUCAAAAUCAUAGCUAAUAAUAAUGUGUUUAUAAAUGUCUUUGCAUGCUGUUCUAACUUUGUAGGAUUUGCAUCAGUGCAACUGCAAUGUAGUAAAAUAUUCAUGGAUAGUUGGUAAGGACCUGCAUCAUUGCCACUUACAAUUUAACAUAGAAACACCACGAUCUCGUCAUUAAAUUAUCAUUUUUUUCAGUGCAUCUCAUUAUUGCCCCUAUCCUGGCUUGUAUAGUCUGGUACCUGGGACCCAUGCAUGUAGCGCCCUUUUUUUAAGCCAAAAAUAAUGUACAUUCUAUAGCCGGUUGUGGCAACAAUCUUGACGUUGACAUUGGGUCCCAGAGACAAAAAACGUCUGGUUUCGAAGCAUAAUGUUCGAUUGCAUUACGUCAGCUGAGUUGCCACGGUAACCAUCUCCCCGGCAACGAGGCCCGAUUGAUGAUCACGGCCAUGGUAAUAAUGCCAUGUGGGCAAUAUAUCUCUAUGGCGGGACUGUCUUGUGAACAUUAUGGAAAAUGCCAAGAGCUGUGCCUGCAGUGGAGCCAGGCCGCUUAAACUCGUGCGCAUCACCUUCAUUUUACGUAUGUUGUAAUGAUCCCAGAUGUAAAUAAAGUCUCAUAAUAUAAGCACAUUAUUGAACGGCCAAGUUCCAUCCACGUCACAAAGCAAACAAGAUGCAAUUGGAUUUACCAUGUAGAUACUUCACCGUUGCUUAGCGAUGUGGACAUAGACAUCCAUAGACAUCCAACCAGAAUGAUCAAAUGUCUGAUAUUUUUCAUAAUGUGAUUUGUAUCGAAUGUCUUUUGAAUGAACAGUCCAGAUUUUCAGAAUGAUACUCCUAAUUAGUUUCCUUUUAAAAGAAAGAUUUAUUAACCAUAUUGUGUUAUUAAUGUCUAGAGGACCGUAAAUUUGCAGGACCAUAUAUACAGUUUUGUUGAUAAGUUUUAAAGAUCCCUUAUACACCCUUAUAAUCCUGAAUAACGCGGACGUGACUGGUCUAUUCAAGCACUGUACAAAAUGUGAAUAUAUAUACCUUAUUGACAACAAUGACGAACAAAGAUGGUUAUUGUAGUCAGACGUAAUAAUGAUUUCUAUGACUGUUGUUAAUUCAGUUCAAAAGCCCUAUUUUGGCUGCUUUAAUUUUGCGAAGUGGUGGAAUGAUUUUCCUGUUAUAUUUUGAUGUUUUAUCAUAGUUUUCAUUAUACAAUGAAUAUUCUGAUCUCAGUAUAUGCACAUUAAUAUUUAAUUGCUUCGGGGAAAAAAGGAACAUUAUACAUUGCAAUUUUGUAAUAAAAGGAUCAAGUGUCGUACUAA